CAAAAUACGUAAAGAAAAGGAUUAAAAUGGUUUCAUCAAGGAAAUGUGUUUUCCUUGUGUUCUUAUGUAUGGUUGUUCUCUUGAAUCCAAAAUCUACAAAAGCGAAAGAUAUUGAUGGAAGGAAGCCCCUCUUGAUAGGUACUUGCAUAGAGUUUCCAACAGAAAAAUGCAAUAAGACAUGCAUUGAAUCAAAUUUUGCUGGUGGAAAAUGCGUUCAUAUUGGUCAAAGCCUUGACUUUGUAUGUGUUUGUUUCCCAAAAUAUUAUAUAUAAUAAUUUAUGUUUAAGAUUUGCAUGAGUGUUAUAAUAUUUUAAAUAAAAUAGGUUGCAAAAUUAUAUUUUGAAUAGA
This is a messenger RNA of Arabidopsis thaliana (thale cress), 348 nucleotides long. RefSeq names its product Defensin-like (DEFL) family protein. The record is from RefSeq and is marked reviewed. The coding region runs from base 27 to 272 and encodes 81 amino acids. The transcript has 2 exons. Lineage: Eukaryota; Viridiplantae; Streptophyta; Magnoliopsida; Brassicales; Brassicaceae. Gene Ontology annotation, cellular component: extracellular region.